UAUCUCGGUUGUUAGCCGAAGGCUACCAAUGAGCCAAGAGGCACAGAAUACAAACCAUAUCGAUGUUAUGUAACACUGUUAUGUAUCAGUGUUGUGUAGCAGUGUUAUGUUGUUUUCAUUACUGGAGUUGUUUUAUAUGCGCAGGUUCCGACUAGUUGUGAGUGAGCUGGUGGAGGAGCUACGUCAGUGCUACCUGGUAGGUGUGAGAAUAGCAGUGCUGAGGUACGCCCUGCUGUGUCCCGUCGUCAGGGCCAGGCUUGGCAUCAAGGUGGCUCCAGUCAGCCACGAGGCACUGGUGGUGCGAGCUCCUGUCCCCUGGCACCACAGCUUCCUUACUGGCACCCACCACUGCCACCACAACCUAUUCGCUCUCAACCACCUCCUCAACACCCUCGACACCAUCUGGGAGGAUAGGUUCGCCAAGCUGCGGUUCGUCGACAUGGUGGCGCUGACCGGGGCUGACGAACACAAGGCGCCCACACCAGAGGUUCUGGAGAAGGCUAUCAGAGCUCAGUGUGCUGACACCAGAACCGUUCUCCUGCACAAGUGGCUGCCGGCUGUAUCUCGCGUGUUUGGGGAACAAGUGGAAUCCUGGAGGUCACUCGUUCCCACCGACGUCGAUGACAGCCUUCGCCAGGUGCGACGAUUCUUUAGCGCCGUCAGAUCUAGGAUGUCGCUUCAGCUACGACGUCUUGUCCUUGACUCCAUCAGCGACUUCCGUGACUGCCUUGUGAAGCACAAGGCUGGAAACGACUAUACUGGGGAGUACAUUGAGGAGAGCUUCAUAGAGCGAUCAGUUGUGGAGGUAUCUGUGACGGUGCAGGAGAAGCGUGUUCUAUUUUGUCCACAACUCACAGAGACACACGACCGCCUCCUCAGCUGCCUGGCAGCCAUUAUUGAGCACAACCAGCGCAUUCCCCGCAUUGAAAGACUCCUCUUUCCUGAAAUGUCCCGGCGUAGACUGUACCUACACGCUGUGAGUGCCGAGGAGGAAGCAGUGGAGGCGGUGAAGGCGGAAGUGUCAGCACUCUUCAGUGCCAAUGCCCCGGGACCCUCCACUUACGUGGCCAUCUACCACCAAUACACUCACCUCCUUGAUGACACCACCUUGAACCUCGUGCAGGAUUUCAUUGAGAACUGUGGCAUCUUGAAGGAGGGGAAGAAGCUGCUGGCGUCGCUGCAACUGGUUAGUGGCCAGGUGGUACAGCUUAGAGACUACGUGCCCUUAGGACUCAUCCUGCUUAACUGUAAAGACAUCAAUCAUCGUCUCCAGCAGCAGGUGAAGGAGCUGACAGCAGCUAUCCUGGAGUACUUCGUGGUACGCAACAAGGAACAUGACAAGGAUGUGUGUCGAUCAUUUGACGAGAUGUCGACGAAGUUGAGUCAAGUGACUGACGUGACUGCAGAGAUCGUGGAGCUGAGCAACUACCUGCACAUCUGCUCCUCCCAGACCAUGACACAGCUGCUGCAGGAGAUACAGAACGCUACUGACCGUCUCAUGUUCCUGCUGCAGUUCGGGCGGGUGCCAGAGGACCAAGUUCCACUUAUCAACAGAAUGUACGCCUGGCCACACAAGAUCCAGGAAGACUUCCGUCUCGCCGAGACGCGACUCUCACACAAGCGCGACUUGAAGGAGACAGCACUCAAGGCUCGCGUCGCCAACUUUGAGAAGACGCUACAAGUAUACAACAAGGAACUAGAAGAUCUUCGGGGUCGUGACAACUUUAUUAUGAAGGAGAUUCGUGUUGACACCAUGAAGAGGAACGUGGAGAUGCUGGAGCGUCUCACCACUCAGUUCCAGGAAGCCAGAGCUGAGCUGCAGGCCAUCAACGAGGAACAAAGUCUGCUGAGCUGGGAGAUGACCAAAUUCCCGCUCUUGCAGUCCAUGAUCUCUCUGAAGGAACCUUACGACAAGCUGUGGCACACCACUUACGAUUUCCACCAGAAGUACGAGCGGUGGUUCAAUGGUCCCUUCAUCGGACUGGACGCAGAAGCCAUUAGCGAGGAGGUGGAGGCCAUGUGGAAGACUAUGUAUAAGCUCACCAAGACCUUCUUGGACCAGGUUGGGUCGCGACGAGUGGCAGAGUACGUAAAGGAGCGCAUUGAAAAAUUCCGUCUUCAUGUGCCGGUCCUUCAGUGCAUAUGUAACCCUGGCCUUCGCGAGCGUCACUGGAACCAGCUGGGCGAACACCUGGGUACUGAACUCAACCUGACACCGGAGACAUCGUUGGCAGACAUGAUUGAAGCUGGCCUCCCCUCCGUCCAACGCAAGCUGGAGGAAAUUAGCCAUGCUGCCUCUAAGGAGUUUAGCCUGGAAAAAGCCCUGGAAAAAAUGAAAGGAGAAUGGGCCAACGUUGUCUUCGAGUUCAAACCCUGGAGAGAAACGGGAGUAUCCAUCUUGGCUGCAGUGGACGACAUCCAAGUGUUGCUGGAUGAACACACGCAAAAGGUGCAGACAAUGCGAGGCUCGCCAUACGUUAAGCCAUUUGAAGCUGAGAUCCGUACAUGGGAGGAAAAGCUCCUGUCCAUGCAGGAUAUUCUUGACGCUUGGAUCAAGUGUCAAGUGACGUGGCUAUACCUAGAGCCCAUCUUCUCCUCCGAGGACAUCAUGAAGCAAAUGCCGGUCGAGGGUCGUAAGUUUACUCGUGUAGACGCCACCUGGAGGCAGCUGAUGGGCACAGCGGUGAAGGAUCCUCAUGCCCUUGUAGCUACCGAGCAAGCCAACAUGCUACCUAGGUUGCAUGAAUGUAACCGUCUUCUGGAGGAGAUACAGAAAGGUCUCAAUGACUACUUAGAAAAGAAGAGACUCUUCUUCCCAAGGUUUUUCUUCCUCUCAAACGACGAGCUGCUGGAGAUUCUCUCUGAGACGAAGGACCCACAGCGAGUGCAGCCGCACUUGAAGAAGUGCUUCGAGGGUAUUAGUCGUCUGCACUUCUCAGCACAACAGGAGAUAGAGGGGAUGAUCUCUGCAGAAGGAGAACUGGUGCAGUUCAGCAACAGAGUCAUCCCCGCCAAAGCCAGGGGACUGGUAGAGCGGUGGCUGGUGGAGGUGGAGGAGAUGAUGGUACAGAGCAUGCAGGACGUGGCAGUGAGGGCCGUGGAGAAUCAUCCACUCACUCCACAUGGUCUGUGGAUUACUCAGUGGCCCUCACAGGUGGUGCUCACAGUGGCGCAGAUCGUAUGGACCACAGACGUCACAAACAUUCUUCCCAAGAGAGGACUUAAGGACUACGUGGGUGUGUGUGACAGCCGCAUCCAGGAAGUGGUAGAAAUGGUGAGGGGAAAGCUGGAGUACGGCACCCGCCUCACGCUGGGUGCUCUCAUCGUUACCUAUGUUCAUGGGCGUGACGUGGUGCAGGAAUUAAUCCGCAAGGGCGCAUCCUCCGUGACGGACUUUACCUGGGUGUCACAGAUGCGUUACUACUGGGUCAACGAGCUGGUUCAGGUGGACAUGAUCAUGACCCGCCUCCAGUACGGCUACGAGUACCUGGGUAACACCUCCAGGCUGGUCAUCACUCCUCUCACCGACCGCUGCUUCAGGACGCUGAUGGGAGCCUUGAAGCUUCACCUGGGUGGAGCUCCGGAGGGCCCGGCUGGUACAGGGAAGACUGAGACCUGCAAGGAUUUGGCUAAAGCUGUAGCCAAACAGUGUAUCAUCUUCAACUGCUCUGAUGGCCUUGACUACAAGGCAAUGGGUAAAUUCUUUAAGGGUUUAGCACAGAGUGGAGCGUGGGCUUGUUUCGACGAGUUUAACCGCAUUCGGCUAGAGGUUUUGUCAGUGGUGGGGCAGCAGAUUCAAACUAUCCAGGCAGCCGUAUCCCGCAAGGCUCCCAGGUUUAUUUUUGAAGGGGUCGACCUGGUCCUCAACCACAGCUGUAACAUCUUCAUCACCAUGAACCCUGGGUACGGCAUGGGGAAAGACACAAAGGUGUUGUCACGUCAGCGAUCAGGUGCAGGAAGCAGCGAGGGUGAGAGGGUAUCCUGCUUUGCACGGAAAAUCAUCGACACUACAACUGUUUUUCUGAGCACUGUCAUCACAACCCACUUGAUUUACGGCAGCGGGCCGCAAAGGGGUGUUUUUCCUGGCCCUAACAACCUCAAGCUCCUCAUGCCUGACGUCUCUGAACCCCAAGUCGUCCUCAGGGCCAUCAAGGACGUCAACCUCCCGAAGUUUCUGGCUCAGGAUGUGCCGCUGUUUGAGGGCAUCAUACAGGACCUGUUUCCUUCAGAGAAGAACAACACCAUCACGCCAGACGCUUCCCUCGAGGCGUCGCUCAAGAAAACAUUAGCUGACAAUAACCUUCAGGACGUGCCUUGGUUCCGGGAUAAGAUGGUUCAGCUGUACAACAUGAUCCUGGUGCGUCAUGGCGUUAUGGUGGUGGGGGAGCCUCUGAGUGGCAAGACCCGAGCCUACCAGGCUAUUCUUGGAUUUGCCGAAUACGCAUUUGCUGCAGACUUUAUUCUGCUGAUAUGGGCCUCAGGCGAUAUUUUCGAUAUUAAGCUCACUCCGAGGUCCUUUUACUUGACUGGUAUAGUCAGCACUCUGCGUGUGAACGACUUGUUUAAUAAUUUCAAUAGUUUCACAGAUGUCUUUGAAGGAAGGUUAACUGGGGUGUCCUUGGACUGUUCGUCGACUCUCGGCAGCUUCACACUUAUCAUUGGAGGAACGCUAGCUGGUGUGUCCUUGGAGUGCGCAUCUCGGUCGACUGGCCAGCAUGAUUUCUAG
Cherax quadricarinatus is the source of this 4726-nucleotide messenger RNA. The record is from RefSeq and is a predicted model, not a curated record. Lineage: Eukaryota; Metazoa; Arthropoda; Malacostraca; Decapoda; Parastacidae.